This is a messenger RNA of Westerdykella ornata, 853 nucleotides long. Its product is annotated as 54S ribosomal protein L12, mitochondrial precursor. NCBI's taxonomy places the organism in Eukaryota, Fungi, Ascomycota, Dothideomycetes, Pleosporales, Sporormiaceae. The record is from RefSeq and is a predicted model, not a curated record. Gene Ontology annotation, molecular function: structural constituent of ribosome. Bases 53 to 616 code for a protein of 187 amino acids. Gene Ontology annotation, biological process: translation. The transcript is spliced from 2 exons. Gene Ontology annotation, cellular component: ribosome.
UCUCCAUCAACGCUCAUUUACCGCCGUUUCCUCCUCACUGCCGCCGCCCGCCAUGUCUGCCCCCGCUACCCGCGCCCUAAGACGCUGUGUCUGCAACGCCAGAUCUUCUUCCACAUAUGUUCGCGCCGCACCAGUGACCCUCGCACAGCAAAGGCCGGCGCGGAGAUGGCAGUCUACCGACGCGACAGCUGCUACGAACCCAAAGAUCGCCAGUAUUGUGGACCAGAUAAGUCAAUUGACGCUGUUGGAGACGGCGGAUUUGGUUUCUACCCUGAAGGCCCGCCUUAACAUCCCCGACAUGCCCAUGGGAGGCUUCGUAGCAGCCGGCCCUGGAGGAGCCGCUGCACCCGCCGCUGCACCUGCCGCCGAGGAGGAGGAAGCCGCGCCGCCCGCACAAGAGAAAUCUCUCUUCAACCUAAAGCUUGAGAAGUUUGACGCCGCUGCGAAACCCAAGGUUAUCAAGGAGAUCAAGGCUAUGCUCGGCCUGUCCCUAGUCGACAGCAAGAAGUUCGUGGAGAGCGCACCAAAGAUGAUGAAGGAGGCCGUGCCCAAGGAGGAGGCCGAGAAGAUUGUUGAGGCGCUGAAGGCGAUUGGAGCCACGGUCACUAUGGAAUAGACCGGAUAUCAUAUGCUGGGAGCAUUGGAACGAUAUGGAAGGAGAGCGUGUAGUGUGUGGAGCCAUAUAACCUGUACUAUACGUUGAGCAUUUCCGAUGUACAGAUAACGGGUUCGAGUUCUUGCAUGUAUUCUAGAAUAAACAGACGCAGGAUCAGGGACAGAUGCCCAGGCAUGCCCUCUUGGUAUCUCCCAUGUCCCUAUCCCACUCAUGUAACGCCGAACAAUGCACCAUAAA